CCCGUAACGGCCUUCUCAGAAAGGCAGCAGGUUUCUCGUACGUCAAUCGCUACCUGGGCAUUUAUUGCUGGCUAUAAUUUGGCAGAAGCAGCAUCUACAUUCAGCCCCGCUUCAAUAUUGCUCGUCGCAUGAGAAAAGGACGCGCUGCGCUCCUAGUAGACAGAUUUCCAACCAACCCAAGGCUGACUGAUUCCUUUGGCUAUCUUAUAAGAUGACUACUUCACCCGGCCCGGAGACGAGGCACCAAAAAACCCAUAUUCUCAAGGAAAAGCUAGAGCAUCCGUUUCCACACUUGCGGGAGAAACUCAAACAAACAAGCCUCUAUGAUAUAAAAAUCGGGGCUUCCCAUUUCAAGCACAAGAUCGGCAAAUUUGCCAACUUGGUCAAUCCCAAUCACCGCCAUGACGAGGAGCACGAAAAGAGGACAGACGAAAAGCGCAGUCGCAUUGCCGAGAGCCAUCGCUUCAACUCGUUUGCUCCUGAACGAGAUGGGAACGACAUUAAGUGGUAUGUUGACGGUAGGGACUAUUUCUGGGCCGUUUCUGUCGCCCUGGAUCGUGCAAAAGAAACAAUAUAUAUCGCCGACUGGUGGCUGAGUCCGGAACUGUUCAUGCGUCGUCCUCCUUACUUCAACCAGGAAUGGCGUCUCGAUCAGAUCCUGAAGCGCAAAGCACAAGACGGCGUUAAAAUUUACAUCGUUGUAUAUAAAGAAGUCGAAGCUGCGAUAACUUGCAACAGUCAGCACACGAAACGGGCGCUGAUGGAUGGGCUCAUCAAAGAGGGAGAGAAGGGCCGUGACAACAUUCGCGUGAUGAGACAUCCAGAUCACAACGUCUUCGAAAACAUGGGAGACAUGACAUUUUACUGGGCACAUCACGAAAAGUUCAUCGUCAUCGACUAUGAGGUUGCUUUUAUCGGCGGCUUGGAUCUUUGCUUCGGCCGGUGGGAUCACUGGCAACAUCCUCUCGCUGACGUGCACCCUGCAGGCGUACAGCAUGAAGUUUUCCCAGGACAAGACUUCAACAACAAUCGCAUCAUGGAUUUCCAAAGCGUGGAAGAUUGGAAGUCAAACGAGCUCUCCAAAACAGAGUACGGUCGUAUGCCGUGGCAUGAUGUAGCCAUGGGCGUCAUUGGGCCCUGCGUCUAUGAUAUUGCCGAGCACUUUGUUCUCAGAUGGAAUUUUUGCAAGCGUGACAAGUACAAACGCGACAAACGUUAUGACUGGCUUUGUCUCGAAAAUCGUGAAGGAGAAGAUGAAGAUCUUGUUGCCGUGCAACGUCCAAAGUACCCCGUGGGCGAGUAUAUCAAGCACCCUCUGUCACCUCUGAGCUCAAAGAAUUUGGAGAACAGGGGUACCGUGCAUGCACAGCUUGUGCGAAGCAGCGCGGACUGGAGCAGUGGCAUCUUGACUGAGCAUAGCAUCCAGAAUGCGUAUUGCGAAGUCAUCAGAAACGCAGAACAUUAUGUGUACAUCGAGAAUCAAUUUUUUAUUACUGCUACUGGCGACAACCAGGCACCAAUACACAACGUCAUUGGCCGUGCUAUAGUAGAUGCAGUUGUUCGAGCUGGGCGGGAGGGCCGUAAGUUCAGAGUCAUUAUCUUGAUUCCAGCAAUCCCGGGAUUUGCAGGGGACCUUCGACAGGAUGCGGCUAAGGGAACAAGAGCCAUCAUGGAUUACCAGUAUAAAUCAAUCCUGCGAGGCGAGCACUCCAUCUACGAGCAGAUUCGAAAGGAGGGCGUGGAUCCGACGAAGCACAUCUUCGUUUUCAACCUGCGCUCAUAUGACCGACUGAAUAAAACGCCGGCUAUGCAAAAGCAGGAAGAGAUAUCGGGGCUUAAAUAUCAAGACGUGCAGCGUGCUCAAGCAGAAGAGAUUAUGGGAACUGGUAUCCAUGACAGUGCUGAAUUGUCCUCACAAGCCGAUUCGCAGGCUAACGACUCAGGCGAUGAAGAAAAAGAGAGGGCAGUAGAUCAGAAGAGAAAAUUUGAAGCUCAUCGUGAAUCUGCGGGUGGAGAGAAUGCAGAUAAUCAAGUUUCUGCAGACUCGAUCGCCAAAAGCGCGCUACAUGGUCAGCCAAAAGUAAGCGAGGAACCAUUCCCGGGAGACGACGAGGAGCUAGAGAAGGACGGUUUCUUCCAAGAGGAAUUAUACAUUCAUGGCAAAUGCUUGAUUGUCGAUGACCGAAUCGUGAUCGUCGGUAGCAGCAACAUUAACGACCGCUCACAAUUAGGUUUCCACGACUCGGAACUUAGCAUUGUGAUGGAAGACACCAAAGUCCUCGAGUCUACAAUGGAUGGAAAGCCGUAUAAGGCCGGUCAUCAUGCAGCAACCCUACGCAGAAUGCUGUGGCGCGAGCAUCUGGGCUUGAUUCCUCCCCAGCCGCUCGAUGCAUCAAAUGAUCCCAACGCGCAACCUCCGGGAGAUUGCCCAAAUGAUCUGCUCGAGGACGAGCAUUUCGACUUUGUGGCUGAUCCGCUGAGCGAUGAGGUCUGGGAUAUGUGGACGCGGCAAGCAGAUGUCAACACGGAAGUUUUCAGGGACUUGUUCCACGCUGAUCCGGACAACAGCAUCCGAACAUUUGAUGAUUACAAGGAUUGGAUGCCGAAUCUCAACGAUGGGAAAGGACACAAGCAGGGUCACCUUAUUGAUAAAAGUAGGCCCCUGGCGGAGAUCAAGCAGCAGCUUGAUCGCAUCAAAGGUCACUUGGUCUGGAUGCCUUUGGAUUUCUUGUGCGAUGCCGAGAUGGCUGAGAAGGGCUUGCAAGUCAACGCGUACACAGAGAGUAUCUACACGUGAGAACCUUUUCUUUUGGCAUCCGUGUUGAAGGGAUCGAGUCCCUUGUGUCACGAAUUUAAUGACAGAAUUCACGACCAAACUAUCUUGUGCACUUUCUCCCUGUCAAGGAGACUUUGUGAAAGAGAACUGCUUUUUCAAGCUGGCAUACAGUUUGACAUUUUAUUACACAGUCUAUAGUUUUGCGUGCUGCGGUUGACGCUAGACGUUGGACUUGAGAUCGUCCUAAGGUCUAGAGCUUCGUACUCAGGAUGCUUCCGCCGUCUAGUGUAAUCGUUGCACCGUUGACAUAAGAUCCGGCUCUGCUCGACAAGAAC
This is a messenger RNA of Verruconis gallopava, 3111 nucleotides long. RefSeq lists its product as uncharacterized. The record is from RefSeq and is a predicted model, not a curated record. Gene Ontology annotation, molecular function: D-type glycerophospholipase activity. NCBI's taxonomy places the organism in Eukaryota, Fungi, Ascomycota, Dothideomycetes, Venturiales, Sympoventuriaceae. The transcript is spliced from 3 exons. Bases 212 to 2797 code for a protein of 861 amino acids. Gene Ontology annotation, biological process: intracellular signal transduction; cell motility; phosphatidic acid biosynthetic process.